AUGGCGUCUACUGCUUCAAGUACUGACGUGGGCCGCGACGCCUUACUCACCACCUUAUCUGACCUCCCAAACGAGGUUCUUACCAAGAUACUCGCCCGCACAGUAGCGAGCAAAGUACCCUUUCACCUGGACGGAUUUAUACAGUUAGGCAAAGUGUAUCAAAAGCUACCCUCUCAAAUGUUUAAGGGUCUUUCUUUGGCUGUGUUCCUCCGCGCGCUACCUUCCUCACAAAAAGAGCACUACCUGGACUGGCUCCUGGUAAAUGGUACUGGCACUUCUCGCCGCGUCCGAGCUUGCGGAAAGUUGGCCUUCUUCUCGGAAAAGAUCUUCAUGAUCUCGCCACGAUUGUUGAAGACCCUGCAGGAUGGCAGUUGCAGGAAUAUAUCUGCUCCUGACAAGGCGGCAGUGCUCUCUCAUGUCCAACAUGUAGUCGCACCCUUGCCGACCGCCGACCUGGCCUGCCGCUUCUCGAGACUGUCGCCUUACAAUGCUUUCACACGUAUACGUGUCCUCAGCAUCGAGCCUCAAUUUCUCGAUGGUUGCAACCGUGUAUAUUGUCAGGCUUUAGAAACUGCUUCGGCUCCAAUACCGUUACAACCGCUGUUGGAGGAUGAACCUGACUCUACUUUCCCAAAAGGCAUCCCUAAAAGGCACUCAGCGCCACAAGAAUUGCUGAGCUUACUCGAGGAUGUUGGUCUGCAGGUGGGGCGAAUGGAGGUGGAUUUGAUACUUUGUGAUACAGAAGACUCGAGGCAAUGGGCCAUUGUGGAACUUUCCAGUCGCAUCUAUCCUUAUCUGCAGAUCAUUGGCAUGCUCAUGCCGAAGACGAGAUCGGCGCAUGGUCAGAAGUCUCCAGCUCCAGUGUAG
Molecule: messenger RNA, 867 nt
Organism: Letharia columbiana
Lineage: Eukaryota; Fungi; Ascomycota; Lecanoromycetes; Lecanorales; Parmeliaceae
Exons: 1
Coding region: 1-867 (288 amino acids)
Source: RefSeq, a predicted model, not a curated record